Molecule: messenger RNA, 1350 nt
Organism: Styela clava
Lineage: Eukaryota; Metazoa; Chordata; Ascidiacea; Stolidobranchia; Styelidae
Product: small ubiquitin-related modifier 2-A-like
Molecular function (GO): protein binding
Source: RefSeq, a predicted model, not a curated record
AUUGGUACACUUCAAGUCAAGUUUUUGUAAUCAAUAUUCUGCCCCGGAAGAUGGCGCACUAAUUCCGCGCCGUCGUCCACGCUUUGUGAUGGUAGUUGUUGCGCUGCGGCUCAAUUCAGCUUGACUUUACUGUUUACGAAAUACAGAAGUUGUGAAUUGUUCAGACUUGUGAUGGCUGAUGCAAAACCUAAGGAUGUUAAGCCUGACGGCGAUCAACAUAUAAACCUAAAGGUGUCAGGACAAGAUGGCUCGGUAAUUCAAUUCAAGAUUAAACGUCGCACGCCAAUGAAAAAACUGAUUACUGCAUAUUGUGAUCGGCAAGGAGUUCAAAUAGAAGCCAUGCGGUUUCGUUUUGACGGGACGGCUAUUUCGCUCGAGGACACCCCAGAAAAGCUUGAAAUGGAGGACGAUGAUACAAUAGAUGUUUUCACUCAGCAAACUGGUGGAAACCUGUAAAUAUUUUCCAAGCAGCUUGUCUGGAAUGUUCAUACUGAGAGUAUGAUGAUUAUCUUACCUUUAUAGACCAUCAAAUGAUGGUGGUUCCCACCGAGACUGAGAUUUAAUGGUAAUUUACUGACAAACUGCUCAAAAAUGCCAUGGACAAAUGGAAUACUCUCUUGUCCAGUUGUCUGUUUUGUGAUCUAUCAAAUGGCUAUUUUGGUAUUCAGAUGAGACUAUGAUAUAUUAGACUAUGAUAGACCGCAUACACAUAAUAUUUCGAUAUGUUGGCUAAUUAUUGUAUUCUAUUGUUAGAUACAGUAGAUACCGGUAUGACAUUACAACCAAAUACCCAGGCACUAGUAAUGUUGAAUAUGAGUUAAACAUAAUAUAACAUAUUAUUUGGCUGACACUGGAUAAGGCUUUGAAAAAUAAUCAUUAUGAACAACUGGAAAGCAGAGUAAUGUAAAGUUGUUAUAAUUCUAUGUUUACAGUAAUUGCUAAAUUGUUCUGUUCAACCAUAUUUUUACAAAACUGAUAAUAGUAUUCCCAUUUAUUUUGAUAUUUGUUUUCAAUUUAGACCUUUUUAAAAUUGCUGAAUUGUGGUAUCAAGUUUUCCUUUCUAGGCUAUGUUAGUAUGUAAAGUUUCUUUUAAGUAGUCCUGUUACAAUAUCAUAGAAAUAUGGUGUUUUGGUUGAGUUCUUAUUAUCAAGUGACACACAUUAUUAUUAGCAAAUAAACCUUGAAAUCCUGAAAUCAGUCGAUUCAACAACUGCUAUUAUUUGGUAAUGAAAUAUUCCUUGUGCUGAAGAAUAAAACUGCAUUGAUUCGAAGAUGUUUCAUUUUGUCAUUUAUUCUAUUUCCAUUUUCUGUUCAUUGUUUAUAAAAUAAUGUAUGUCUGUCUUAUUUUAG